Schistosoma turkestanicum is the source of this 2099-nucleotide messenger RNA. The record is from the annotation of a GenBank genome assembly. NCBI's taxonomy places the organism in Eukaryota, Metazoa, Platyhelminthes, Trematoda, Strigeidida, Schistosomatidae.
AUGUUACUUACUAUUAAACUUAUUUCUAUCAUUGAUAUUUGUACAUCAAGAAAAUUCCAUAACGAUGUAUCGUUAGGAAUGAAGGAAUCUUCUGGGUUUCAUUAUGUUGAUCGUGAUCGUUUACUCUUGGCUGUUCAAAUAGCAAAACGAGAUAUUAGAUGUUUAUCAUCUAACAAACUUGAAGACGAUGAAUUCUUUAGUGGAUCAGCUCAAAAUUCCAAUAACAUUUCACUUUUGGCUCCUGUUGAUAGUUGUGUUGCCCAAAAACCAACUCAAGUUUUCAGAAAUAAUGAUCAGAAGUACAAAUCCGUUUUGAGUAAACCUAGAAUACCUCCGUCAAUAAAUGACUUCCAUCAGACUCCGCGUAAGCUAUCGACUAACAUACAAUAUCGAACAUUUGAUGAUGACAAAGCUCCAGCUUGUAGUGAUUCUCCUCCAAUAAGAGAUACAGAUGUCUGGAUUCCAAGUCGUAAACGUGCUCUUCAUGAACCAACUGAAAGGCAACUUAGAAAUUCGCAAGAAUCUAGAAUACGCCAGCUGCAAGUUAAAUUUUCUCAAUAUUUAGCUGAAUUAGAAGAACUUCAAGGAAAGUGUUUAACAAAUAAAGUUCAAUCCAAAGAAUUAGAAUCAACGUCUAAAAUACAGAAAAAGUCACUUCUAAAACUUCCUGUAAAUCAUUCAAAAUCAGUAAUAUCAUCCAUUGUACGUCCCAAAUCAGCAGCUACACGUUCCCGCUUAAUUCGUAAACCAAAUAGACAAAAGUCUGGUAAAAUAAUAAAAUCUCGUUCAUUUAAUGAUGUCAACGCAACGCCUGACAAUUGUUCAAGGUUUCCAACUUCUAUUUCAACCAACCAUUAUGAUUCAAAAGUAUCUUCAGUUUGGCAACAAGCUAUUGAUACAUUGAAUUUAGACAGAUCUAGUACUGUUACUCACCAAUCUGCGGAAUAUUUAAAGAAUCAGAGUCCAAUGAAAUGCUUGCAUGAAAUUACUAAUGGUCAACACAUUCAGAAUUCAGCUAACCAGCUUACUACCAAUAUGAUCAAAUCAAAUCUUGAUGAUUGUCGCAUACUUUGUUCUGCUGCUAAACAACUUUUAAAACAAAUUGAUGAAGCUGAAUUAGAAGAGAAUAUUAUUCGACGUCGGUGGGCUGCUAAUAAACUGAUCUAUAUAAAUGAUGACAGAACAAUGUUGAAUAAUUUUUCUCUCACCAAGAAGAGUGAUACAAUAUGCCAAAAUAAUAAAGCAGAUGCAUUUGUAUUACCAAAUGAUAAAUCGCCAUUACAACAAGAUGACAGGUCAACUAUCCAUCCUGAUAUUUCAAAUUUUCAAUUUUCGGAGAAUGAAGCAUACUCAAAGAUAAAAGCAGAUUGUAAUCCUGUCAAUAAGAAAUCUAGUCCUCUUGCACAUUAUCAUCCACUUAUUCUACCGGUUAAAUUACAUCGUCAAUUAUUGCAAUCGAAAAUCAAGCGAGAUGCACAUUCUAAAAACAUUUGGUUUUAUUUAGUUCCUAAUACAACUUUUGACAAUUUACCAGAUAUUCCUGUUAUCCAUGUUUGUGAAGACCUUACCAAUGAUUUAAUUCAAGAAUCAGUUGAUGAACUAUAUCAGACUAUCGAUCGUGCAGCUUCUGAAUUAGUCGAUGAAUUAAUUAAAGCGGAACUUUUCCCAGAAGCACCCGAUAUAACUUUAUCCUUUGAAAAAUGUGAUGACUAUGCACGUGGUUUAUCCACACCUGCAUUGUUUCGUCAGUCAGAUUUAGUGGUUCAUGAAUUCGAUGCUCCUGUAGUAUCUAGGAACUGUAAUGAAAGCCAGACGAUUUCUGAUGUUACAUCUGUACUUGAGCUUGAACACGAAUCUAUCAUCUCUAAUGACGUGUCAGUAGAUAGGCUGUCGAAUUUUGAACACGGUAGUGAGAGCGAAGACAUCAACGAUGAAUAUACUUCGGUAUUCGAAGAUGAUACUGUUUCAUGAUGAUAAAGUUUUCAAACGAUUGGAGCAAUUUUAAAAUACGCUCCCCAAUAAUUGUAUUUCUUAUUAUUUAAAAAUAUAUACAAUUCUUUCUUUUUUAUGCUGAUAAGUAUAUUUCCCUUUUGUAUCCA